This is a messenger RNA of Aspergillus bombycis, 702 nucleotides long. Its product is annotated as GNAT family N-acetyltransferase. Gene Ontology annotation, molecular function: acyltransferase activity, transferring groups other than amino-acyl groups. The record is from RefSeq and is a predicted model, not a curated record. Lineage: Eukaryota; Fungi; Ascomycota; Eurotiomycetes; Eurotiales; Aspergillaceae. The coding region runs from base 1 to 702 and encodes 233 amino acids. The transcript has 2 exons.
AUGGCAUCCAAUCUCACGCUGCAUCGAGUGACCACCCUCGAAGAAUUGGAACCGCUAUAUCAAGUCGGAGCGGACGCCUUCCGAGAUGACCCAUGUAUGGACUGGUUCUACCCUGGUGGUCGCGAUCAUCCCGAUGAUUUCGUUUUGCUAUGGAAGCAUAUCUUGCAGAUGGAAUUCUUUGACAAGGGGAAGUUUAUUCUUGCCGCCACAAUCCGAGAUCUCGACGAUGAGACGUGUGCGGGCAGAGUAGUGGGAUUCGCGGUUUGGGAACGGAAUGGGGUUUGCGAUGCUGCCAGGAGUUGGCAAGGAACUAGCCUGUCCAAAAAGCUGAAACGGCUCACUCUCAACCUAAAGAUCGCUUAUACGUUUCGUCUGGACACACCAAAACGAUCCAUAUCUUGGCCAAAGCUGAACCACUAUCAGCAUGAGCUCAAGUUAGCUAAGGCUGGUCAACCGACCGAGUCGUGGUACCUAAGCAUCUUGGCCGUCAGCUCAAAGGCUCAGGGCCAAGGCGUCGGAAGGAAAUUGCUGCAAUGGGGAAUUGAUCGGUCGGAGGAAGAGUGUAUCCCGGCUACUUUGGUAGCAACUGGCGCAGGGCUUCAUUUGUAUGAAAGUACGGGUUUUGAACGCACCGGCUGGUUGUAUUUCGAUGAUGAACGGCAGAAACAGACGAUUAUGAGGAGAGAUAUCAGGUUGACUUGA